CAGUAGGGUGCCCCGGACGGAGGGAAGACGGUCGCUACCGUUGUGUGCUCUUACUGCCGUCCGCCUGCGGCUACUAGUAUUGUUUUACCCGCACACGUACUGCUGUCUGGGGGCGGAAGCUCGACCAUCCAGCCUCCCCGUUGUGCCUGACUUGGCGGGGUUCGCUGUAUCGCGGAGGCGGUGCAUUUGGCGAUGUGACGCGGUGACCGUAGCAGCGGCACUCAGACCUCCGGAUCUAAUGGCUGUCACGUCUCGGUGUUGGCACGUAUUGCGCCGGGAUGUGUAGGAGAGCCACUGCGGUGAUUCACGUUUGCUUGGGUGCGACUUCAGCUAGAGGUUCUUCUGGUUCGGGACCCCGGACAUCUGGGACAUCGAUUAGGAAGGCAUACAUGCAUCUUGUUAACAGAGAAGAGCACAAAUAAAAAUAAAUUAAUUGUAAAAUUCUGUGUUGCGGAGGUUCAGCUGCAGUGAACUAUGGUGCUCAGAUUUCAAGGUUCUUGUCAAACAGAUAGGGUUUGCCAUGGUUUUCACAAAGUUGUGGAUGGAAUAGUUGGCUGGACCACAGAAAAUAGAAUGUCUCUCGCAGGAUUCCUGUACUGUUGUUCAGAAACCAGAAGCAUUAAUGUACGCAAAAGUAUCGUAAUAUGAUGGUGGAGCGAAGUAAGUCUGAAAUGGAAUGUUUUGAACCAGAUAAACACCAGAAUCUUGCCAGCCAGUGGAUCCUCACGUUUUUUUGCCGUUUCUGUUUUUUCUGUUGAUUUCCAGAUUUCUUGCUGUCAAGCGGUAUUUUUUAGUGCGCCCUCCUGCUGGCAUAAAGCCAGUCGUUAAGAACAAGAAGAAGACACAGCCGCAGCUGUAACUGGGCAAGACACUGGCUGCAGUAACUGAACCAUUAAACGGGCAAGAGACACAUUUCCCUGUUGAUUUUCUUUUUGAACAUGACUUAUGGAGAAGAGCUUGGCUCUGAUACGCACCAGGAUUCAGUCGUAUUAACAUUUUUGGAAGGAUUACUAAUGUACCAAGGAACAGCAAACUCAGCUGUGGGAACUGACAAAAGAUGCAAAGCUGGACACAGUGGAGAAGAUCAGAACUUUGGUUCUGUAAAUGUUUUGCCCAACCAUCAGAACAGUGGUCCAGUUCUUUCAAAUGGGAAUGCAUACUCAGGGCCAGGCAUGCUCCAUCUUAAAAAAGCAAGAUUACUACAAUCUUCCGAGGAUUGGCAUGCUGCCAAGAGAAGGCGGCUGACAGAGUCAGUGGAUAUUAAUGGUAAGAAGAACACUUUGGUGGUUGGUAUAGACGAGAAUCCUUUGAAAGGUAAGCAGGAUAGCACUUUACUUGCCUCUCUGCUUCAGUCUUUCAGCUCAAGGUUGCAGACUGUUGCAUUGUCACAGCAUAUCAAACGUAGUCUGAAGGAUGGCUAUUCUCUCAAUAAUGCAUUUCAUGAAGAGCAGGAGACACGGUGCUAUGGUGUGGCAUCUCACCACUUAAAAACACUAUUAAAAAAGAACAGAGAAAGAGAUCAUACUGUGAACACCAUGCCUGUCUCAGGUAGUAAUCAUUCACUGGCUAAAACUGGGUUUGCCGACUCCGUAGACAUGCAGAGUCUGCCCAAAUCACCAAGAGAGUCUCUGUCAUGUGCUGCACGCUUGCAAGCAGUUGCAAACAUGGUUGAAACAAGGUCUAGCCCUGCUGCAUCUCCCAAGCCUAGUGUAGCUUGUAGCCAACUAGCUCUGCUACUUUCUAGUGAGGCACACUUACAGCAGUACUCUAGGGAACAUACCCUGAAAGCACAUACUGCAAAUCGGCUUGCCAGUGAGAGGCUUGCUGCAAUGGCAAGAUUGAAGGACGACUCGCAAAAUAGUGAUGGGUGCCAUGUGUCCAGUGAAUCACCAGGCCAAGUUAGUGGCCAAACACCUGUAACUUUGUUUAGUAGUAAACCACCUGUGACAUCCCUAAAAACAACUGCUGAAGCUGACAGUCCUGUAAGGGGUACAUUUAAGCAAAGGGAUGCAUUCCCUAAGAACAGUGUAAAAAACUGCAUUGGAGCAAGCAUCGGUAAUAGUAGCAGUCUGCUGUUACAUCUACUGAAAAGUCAGAGUGUUGAAAAGCAGAGUGGGAGGGAACAUGAUGACAGCUGUGUUACUUUUGAAGAAAGCAGUGUAACACCAACAACAGAGGAGUACUCUGACCAUAACCCUAGCUUCACCGAUGAUGAUGUCAGUGAUGAUGAUGGCUGUUCCCAUUCCAGCUGCACUCCAAUCGACUUAUCCUUCAAACACCGGACAGUUAGUCCCAGCCCCUUGACAAGGGAGCACACAUCACUGGAGAACCUGACCAAUUCCCUACUUCAGAACUGGGACCCUAAAAUACCUGCAAACAAAGCUGAUGGAGAUGAGCAGGAAUUGGUCACAGGUUCCAAGCUGAAGCCUCAUCAGAAGGUAACACUUCUUCAGUUACUCCUUGGUCAUAAGGAAGAGGGCAAGGUUGAUAAAAGUACAGACACCCAAGAAUUGCAAAGUCUUACUCACAUGGCAAAUUCGAGUGUACAGACCGGUAAAAGGACUCCUGUUAUUACAGAAGUGAGCAGUUCUAACCACAGCACUCCUUUAAGCACACCGCCAUUAUUUAAAGAAGCAAAGUGUGAUUCUCCAAUAAAUCUUUCUCACCAGGUUUCUGGUGCUGUGUACAACCCAGUGUCCUGUCCAACUUCAUUUCACCAGAAACCUUUUACAAAUCAUGUAUCAGACAUGUUAAUAGAUUUGAGUAAAAACAGUAAAGAAAUUCAGGCAACUAAACCACCUCUCAAUGAAACUGUGAAAAAUGGUUCUGUAUUCAGUGCAAGUAAGCUAUUACAGAACUUGGCUCGCUGUGGACUGCAGUCUUCCAGCUCUGACAGUGAAGCGGCAACAGCAAAUGUGCCAUUUGAAGCUAAAGCAGAGAAGCCUUUGGGUCUUUUUGAAAGACUAGAUAGCCCGUUGCAGUCAGAGAGGAGCUCUGCAGUACAGAAAACAUUGUUAAGCAAACAUCCUUCAUCAGUAGAUGUAGGGAUUAACUCUGAAAUUGAAAACUUGCUGGAAAGACGCACUGUUCUGCAACUUCUUCUGGGCAACUCACACAAAGGUAAGAUAAAAAAGCAACGGACUGCAAGUCUGAAAAGCGGUAUGUCAGAGAAGAGGGUUUAUGAGUCCUGCAACAGUGAGACUUUGCAUGAACAGGUAUCAGUUGUCAAAAUAAAACAAGAGCCGACUGAGAAAGGGUAUGUUCUUGUUCAUCAUCCAGAAAUGUUGUCAAAAGAUAGCAACACCGACCAAUUUCCUGUAGCAGGUAAUACAGAAAAGAGAAAUACUGCUUUAUCACCAUCACCAGAGGACAUUAAGAAAGAACGUUUGUCACCUCAGAGUCCAUCACCUCCUUUGUCCAGAAAUGGUCUGUUGAGUCGUCUCUUGAGGCAGAAUCAUGAUUAUGUAUAUCCACAGACAAGUUCUUCUCCAUUAAGUCAUGGUACUAAUGAAAUGAUGUGUGCAAGAACAGGGAGCCCUUGCACAGUACCAAAGAAGAGAAAGCUUCCCCGAGUCCACAGCGAUUUCCAAGAAGGUGACUUUAGUACUAAACCCAAAAAUAAUAAUCUAGACUCUGUAAAUAAACCUGGCUGGCAUUCAGUGUCACCAUGUUUGUCUUACGGUAUCCAUCAGGAAGACGAACACAAAAGUAUUGAGCGAGAUCCAGUUCCGACUGUUGUCUGUGCAAAUGUAAAUAAUGACGCAAGUAAUUAUUCUAGAGAGAAAAGUUUUAAUGUGUUGAAGCAGCUGCUGCUGUCCGAGAACUGCGUAAGAGAAUCAUCACAACCAAAAAGUGCAACGUGUUCCAUUGGACUUAACUCCACUGACAAUAAACAGAAAGAAAUCUUCAAUGACUCCAUGUCAAAGAAAGGUGAAACCACUGGUCCUUCCUUACAUAAUCUGUUAGGUAACAACAGUCAGAAAAAUAUGUACACUGAACCCAGUUUGCCACAUCACACUUUCAGCGUACUAACUUCUGCUCGAUCUCCAUUCCCUGAAAGUAUGGGCAACCCAAUCCCUAAGCUUGAAGCUACUCAAUUUAACUUGGUUCCUGCUGCUAAUGAAAAAGAUGGUCCAAUCAAAUGGGUUAUUAGGGGGAUAGAUCAGAACGAAUUUUCCAAAGAUUCCCCAAGGUUAACAAAAACCAACCCAAUACUGUAUUACAUGUUACAGAAAGGUGCAAACACAUCAGCAAUAACUCGAGGAGCAAAUAGGACACACUUCAGGGCUGGUCAGAUUGAAGCAAUUCUUUCAGGAAAGGAGAAACAAGUCCAUAUUAAGCAGGAGCCAGUGUGUGACAUGGGAAAUGACGAACACUUGCAUGACAUGAGAAAAUCUUUCAGUCAUUUUGCAAAUAAGACAGAGAAUCAAAAUGGUAAUAAAGGAAAAAGUGGUGUUUUGGGAGGUGCACUGGCAAUAAAAAAUGAGCCCGAUUGAAACAGUGGGCAGUCAUGUUGUCAUUCGUAGCCCAUUGUUGCAUAAACUAGUUGGAGAGCAAGAACUUCACUCCUACAGAUGCACCCAGCAUGGCUUCAUACAGCAUGUUUGUUAUCUGUUGAUAUUCCAUUGUGUUAAUCAAGUUUUGUAGCAAGCAGACUUGUCUGGUUUGUGCUUGUUUUCUGAUGAAUUUUGUGUGAUUAUUUGGGAGUAAAACAGUACUUUCAGAAAAUGUAUAAAUUCUGUAUCUGCUCUAUGUUACUGCAUUCAAAACUGAGUUCAGGAGGAAAUCUUCUGAAGGUAUGCAUGCAGUGUUGGUAUAUUAGUUUGCAUUUGACACUGAGCGUUUAAGGUUCAGAAGGCCUUGGCAAUCAGAAAGUCAGGAAUUCUCAUCAGAAAUACAGUAAACAGAAGACAGGGUGUUUAAUGUGGCAUUAUAUGAUCAUAAGCACAUUUGCAGCUGGAUUUCUUUAAAAAAGUUAUUACAGAUUUUCUUUUGAAAUUGUAAAAGCUACCAAUACAGACAAGGUAAAGUUAAGGUUUCAAAUAUGCAGACUGGCGGCAUGCAGUGUAAUCAGGUAUUUCAUGGAAAUAACCUACAAAUGCCCUCUUUUCUUUAAUAGUUUUAUAAAACACCCCAUGUUGCGUAUUCAUAAUCUGCAUAUGUGAAUUGCCAUUUUUGCUUGGCACAUUUGUGCCCGUUAAUCACUUUUUACAUAGGGCUAAGGCUAUAUUUAUAUAUUUGUUGAUGGAACGCCUUGUUUGUUUACAGAUAGCUUAGAUGUUGAGUAUGGAGGAGUUCCAGUACUUGGCUAGUGGUUUAUGACAUAAUUUGCUGUUUAUGCAAGUCUCUCAGCUCAGGUUGUCUCACACACUUCCUCAGCAAAGUGAGUAUUUGAAGGCUACUUACCUUGCUAAGUUUGUGAAUGGGAAAAUUCUAGCAAGCACAUUAAGCCGACAGGGAGCUUGCAGUUAAGGUUGUUACUGCAGUUGUAAUGACAGUUGCACUGGAAAGGAAUGCCACCACAUUUGUGCGUAGGCCUUCCCCAUUUGUGAUGUACCAUUGUGGUGAUUAGCGAGUCUUGUCCACAUGAAUGAAACCUGUUUUUCAUUAUUGUAUGUUAUAAUGAAAUUCAUUCUAAUUUUUGUUCUGUUGUAGAUUUUUAAGGAUACAGAACAAACUUGAUUAAUUUUAUCUGCUGUUAAUUCACAGGUUUAAUGUGUGGAUUUUAGCACAGCUUCAGUGUUUACAGUACAGUACAGUUUUAAAGGAUAGAAUGUUUAUUCAACACUUAUAUUAUUCCUACUGGUUUUCUCUUGUAGUUUGGCAGAGAAGAGAUCUUGGACAGCUUUACAGAGCUGCUUUGGACCAAACAGCCUUUGAAAUGUGAUUUUUGUAAAUAAUUCAGAAAGGCAGAAGUAGCUGUGAUAACCACCAUAGAAGUAAUUUUCUCUCCCCUCAUCUGGUAGAGCCUAAGUUUCUGUAAACAGCUGAAGCCUGAACUUCUAAAUGUGUCUAAUUUGCUUGUACUGAUUAGCAAGAAAGUGGUCCAUUUCACAUCUCUGUAGUAUAUUGUGUAAUAAAACACAGUAAGUUGUACCCCAAAACUGAAUAAGGUGUUAGUGCAUGUAGAAGUACCUUUUCAUGGCACCAUGAGUCAUAAAUGUAAACUACCCCUGAAAAAAAAUGAUUUCAGAACAGUGGCAAGUGACCCACAAGCUUUUUGCUUUGCAGUUGAACAUAAAAGUCAGACUCCACUUCUAUGGAUAAAACUGUCGUCAGUUUUUGAAACUAACAGCAUGUCUUAAGGGAACUUUACCUAUGCCCUGAAGCUUUUGGCUUAGUAAAAGCAGGUGUGUUGCAACCUCCACCCCCCAAGCAAGGGUGGUGGUUUUGCGAUGACGCUAAACAAAAACUGAAAGAAUGCUGAACCCUUAGAGCAGCUAGAGAAAGUUAAAAGGAUUCUGGUAAACUACUUUAUGUAAUGGUAGUGAAGUGCUGAUUUCUAGUGCCAAUCGCUAAGUUAUCAUGGAAUGUUGGAAACAUGACCAAGUUUACCAUGCUGGAGAGCAUUUCAGUGAUGUCCAUAACGAACAAGACAGUUUUUGUCCAUUUUUGAAUCGCAAGGUGCAGAAAAGUAUCCCAGUGAGCAUCGCACAUAAGGCAGGAAGUUGGCCCUUGAUGGGGAACCACUCCAUCCUAUGGCACACAAACACGCACACAUGCAUGCACACACGCAUGCACAUACGCACACAGACACACACACACACACACACACACACACACACACACACACACACACACACACACACACACACACACACACACACACACACACACGCGCAUUUACUUCCUGCACAUACAGCUGUGGCAUUUGUGACCUUGUCAGUCCACCUCCAUAUGUGCUUGAGAUGUGCAAGGAGUCUAGAUAUGCCAGCAAACACCCACUCAGACAUACAGAAAACAUACAAAAUUCUACAUAUGACAUCUCAGCUGGGAGUCAGACCAGGGACCCAAGCACUUUGAGACAGCAAUGCUAAGCUCUGUACCACAGGUUUAAUAAACAGCAUUGGACAGUCCAUAAUUUGUGUGUUACAUGUGAUUGUUCUGGCGAGAACAUGCAACUGUGGAAAAAGUGCAUAGUCUGCACUGGAGUACCCCAGAAAGGUGAAAUAACAAAAAGCUAAAAGAUAAAAUUCUGAAGUAAAACAUCAAGGCAACAUUUUCUGUAAAUCCUAGAAAAACAUUUCCUCAUAACUUAGUAUACCGACUCUAAGGUGGCCACUUCUUGAAUAGGUCUAUUUUACGGAUAGCUUUAGUAUUUUGUGUUGGUCUUUUGUCAUUCAGACAUGCAUUGUGCACCCAGUUUGGACAUCAUUAACCUUUAAUAUUUUGUUUGUUUUCAAUUGUAUUUCCCCCUCAGAAUUUAGCCAUGAAUGUUUAUUGUGUAGGCACACUUUAGAAAGGAUAGUUUAAACCCAUGUGAGGACAGAACCACACAUUUCCUUAAAAUGCACUCAUUUCCCUCAAGAAAGAAGUGAGGCAUUAAUCUGCACAUCCACUUUUUCUUUUAUUUUUAUUUCAGUUUUGUCAAUGAAAGAAAGAAAACUUGUAUAGAGGAGUUUUGCAUCAGAAUUUUAAGUUCCUGGAGAGCAUUUGAUGUUGCACACACUUCUUGUUCAGGAAACCUAGAGUUUAUUUUAUCAUUUUUUUGGUAUCCUGAUGUUAUUUUAAGAUUUCACUGUGCUGAUAAUAAUUUGUUUCACCAGGUGAAUAGAUUGUAUUAGCAAAAGAAAAGUUAUUUUCUUGCAGUGAUUUUGUACAUAGAUACAUUAUGAACUGACCUAAACGAAUGGAUAUGUUUAU
Messenger RNA from Protopterus annectens (West African lungfish), 7863 nucleotides. RefSeq names its product nuclear receptor interacting protein 1 (gene NRIP1). The record is from RefSeq and is a predicted model, not a curated record. Gene Ontology annotation, cellular component: nucleus. Lineage: Eukaryota; Metazoa; Chordata; Ceratodontiformes; Protopteridae. Gene Ontology annotation, molecular function: signaling receptor binding; transcription coregulator activity. Bases 939 to 4496 code for a protein of 1185 amino acids. The transcript has 4 exons. Gene Ontology annotation, biological process: regulation of transcription by RNA polymerase II.